This is a messenger RNA of Pogona vitticeps (central bearded dragon), 2548 nucleotides long. NCBI's taxonomy places the organism in Eukaryota, Metazoa, Chordata, Lepidosauria, Squamata, Agamidae. The record is from RefSeq and is a predicted model, not a curated record.
AUGGCCGCCGCCGAGAGAGAGGAUCCCAAGCCGGAGGCGGCGAUCGAUUGCUUUGGCCUUCAUCCGCGUCAAGCCCAUUCUUCGCCGCGCUCUACGUUCUCUUUUCACGUCCCCUCGGAGCACGACCCAACAAGCGCCGCUCUGAUUGGCCGGCCCAGUCCGAAGCCGAUGCCGAUUGGCUGCGAGAGGGGGCCUGCCCAUUUCCCCCCUUUCCGGCCCCUCUUGAGGCCCAGGGGAGGCCCGCACUGGUGCCCGAAACGAAGGCCGGGCUUAAAAGGAUCCAUUCUUGCCAUCAUAUACUUCAGGGGAGGCGCCAGUUCGGCCCAGGGGACUUCCGGUCACGUCGAAGGCCACAGAGUCCCACCUGCCAGAAGUGGCCACCGCUGUGUAGCAGACAGUGCAAACCUGUACGUGUUUGGAGGCUAUAACCCUGAUUCAGAUGAGUCUGGAAGGACAGAAAAUCAAGAAUUCCCCCUCUUCAGAGAGCUGUGGCGAUACAACUUUGCAACAGGCAUCUGGCAUCAAAUGGGCACGGAGGGUUACAUGCCCCGAGAGCUGGCAUCUAUGUCACUUGUGUUGCAUGGGAAUAACCUUCUGGUCUUUGGCGGUACCAGCAUUCCAUUUGGCGAGAGCAAUGGCAACGACGUCCAUGUCUGCAACGUGAAGUACAAGCGCUGGGCCCUGUUCAGUUGCCGAGGGAAGAAGCCCAAUCGCGUCUAUGGUCAGGCGAUGGCAAUCAUUAAUGGAUCCUUGUAUGUAUUUGGAGGCACGACAGGCUACGUUUACAGCACAGACCUGCACAAGCUGGACUUGAACACCAGGGAGUGGACCCAGUUGAAGCCCAACGACAUACACUGUGGUAUGCCGGAGGAAAGGUACAGACAUGAGAUCGCACACGAUGGACAGAAGAUUUACAUUUUGGGAGGUGGAACGUCUUGGACAGCCUAUUCGUUGGACAAGAUCCACGCCUACAACCUGGAAACUAACACAUGGGAGGAAAUCACGACAAAGCCUUACAAGAAAAAAGAAUUCCCAGCCGCCAGGAGAUGUCACAGUUGUGUCCAGAUAAAAAACGAUGUCUUUGUUUGCGGAGGAUACAACGGAGAAGUGAUUCUGGGAGACGUCUGGAAACUGAACCUCCAGACAUUCCAGUGGGUGAAGCUCCCGGCUGUCAUGCCUGAGCCCGUGUACUUCCACUGCGCCGCCGUGACUCCGGCCGGCUGCAUGUACGUCCACGGAGGCGUGGUGGACAUCCAUAUGAACAGGCGGACGGGCUCUCUCUUCAAGAUGUGGCUGGUAGUGCCCAGCCUCUUGGAACUGUCUUGGGAGAAGCUGCUGGAAUUUUUCCCUCAUUUAGCAAACCUCAGCCAAUCUCAGCUUUUGCACCUUGGACUCACACAGGGACUCAUUGAACGCUUGAAAUGAGGGCCUCCUGCUCUCCAAAUGCUAAUUUAAGGUGUGACUCCCUUAACCCCCCCCCGCCUCCUAUCUCUCCCUCCUCUCUCUCUUCCCCCCUCUCUAUUUAUAAGUUCUGCAGAGGAUGAUGCUAAGAGAGAGGAAAAGCCCCACUCCAAAGCCUUAUUCGGCAAAAUACGUCAAGAUGCCUUUCUCGUGAAAUUUUUAUUUUAAAAGUUUAUGGAAGUCAGUUCUUCUUUUUAAUUUAUGGAUAUCUAUAAAUGCAUCAUGAAUCAAAGAUGCUGUCGCUGAACUCAUUCGCACGGGGUUUUGCUGCAUGCCGGUGGUCUCGGAAGGGAAGGAGGGGGGAACGCGGUGAUCGGUCUUCCAACUUGGAGGCAUCUUGUCCCCGUUCGGCUAAAGAAGGCUUCAUGGGACCGAAUUCCCUUCCUCCGUUCCAGUGGCCUGUUUCGGAGGGCCAGGCUGGCCCGUCCUGGAUUCCCAGAAGGGUUCCUCCCAUCACCCUCGCUAUUGCUGCCUCCACAUCCACAGCUUCAGCCACCAAACCAGCCCCCCCCAGCUGCCGACCUGUUCUCUCGCAGGAGGACAUCUCCGGAAAAGAGGGCUGCCGGGUUUUGGUGCGUCCCGAAGGAGGUGUUGUCUUUUUCAUAUUGAAAUAUCCGACCAAAGGCUCGGUUUAAAAUCGGACUCCGCAGAACGGUCUGUUCUGAAGUGUGGCGAGAGAGAAUGGGGGUCCAACCCUUGUUCCUCCUCGCGUCCAGCACCAGAAAAGUCAGUGGAGAGAGAGAGAGAGAACUGGGAAUGUUAUAAAAGUCUUUCUUUUUUCUUUCGUGGGGGUAGUCUGUUGCUUGUGUGAAUUUGGACACUCAUUCUCGGCACCGUAGGUGUAUCAGCUGUUGUUUUUUUCUUCUAUCUCCUGAUCAUCCCCAUUGGCCUCAGCCGCCUUGCUUUCACUCCGAAGGCCUUUCCCCCCCCCCAACACCUUGUUUCCGGGGGGUCGACUCUCCUCACCUCCAUGCCGGCCACGUAUCCCCAGGAAAUGCCAAAUCCACAGCGGUGCGUCCUUUUGCCUUCUUGCGCGUGGGUGAAAUGCUCAAUGUUUUGCCAUGAAGAUACAGACCGUGUCUUUUUU